Drosophila willistoni is the source of this 2022-nucleotide messenger RNA. RefSeq lists its product as uncharacterized. Bases 172 to 1764 code for a protein of 530 amino acids. The record is from RefSeq and is a predicted model, not a curated record. Lineage: Eukaryota; Metazoa; Arthropoda; Insecta; Diptera; Drosophilidae. The transcript has 7 exons.
AUCUCAACCAAAGUCGUUAAUUUUCGCGCUUUGUGAUUGUGCUAAAUGGUUUGCUUUGUGACCUGAACUCAAAGCGAAGCGAUCGAAAUCAAAAAAACAUACGUAUGUGCAUUGUAUAGCCAGUCAGUUGAGCAGGAGAACCACCGAGUGACGGCGGCGAUCUGAUUAACCAUGAAUAAGCUGCGUUCGCUUUUGCCGGGUGGCGGCCAACAAUCGCCAUCUAACGCACUCUCGUCACGUCAUUCAGUUGCUCUCGAGCCAGAGAUUGGUUUCCAGAUCACUAUCGAAACCCAAAAGCAUCGGGAUAGUGAACCAAAUUUGGCCAAUAUGGCCAAGAAUGGUUUGGGACCGGUGCCCGAACUGAAUGUUCAUUUAAUUGCCGCUAGGCAUCUUCCCUCGCUAUUUGGUUUUAAGAUAGUUCAGGGCUAUUUGAUAAAGGUCAAAUUAUUUCCUGGCACAAAGCGUAUGGAUAGCACUAUACAAACCAAUACUUGGCCAAAGUUUAAUGAAAAUUUCAAAUUUCCUCUAGUGCCAGAUAUUAAACCCUCUUUGAAACAUGGUUCUGCCUUUACGUCGCGACGCUCUAAUCACAAUCAAGUGAAUGGAGAAAUUCCCACACCCGAAGAUAUAUUUGCUGGUCAAUUUGUGGUCUUUACGGUCUAUGCUCUGUUGGAGUUACCUGCUGCGAACUUUAGCCGUUUCAACAAGACUUAUCGUUCGCUGAAAGAUAAAAGCUCAAAUUUUGUGCAACGUCUGGUGGAGAGUUCACCCGGAACGACUGGUACUGAUGAGACGACAGCGGCAGCAUCAGCUGCAAAUGGCAACACACCCAAAGAUAAAGGUGGCAAAUCGUCAAAGAAGUCCACAGAUAAUCCCCGAGAUGCUAUGCCACCAUUAACAAUUAGUGAAUCACGUAGAAAUAUAGGCUCCGUCACUUGCUACCUUGAACCCAAGCUCUUUAAACGAAAUACACGAAAUGGUUCCUAUGCCACAGAGGAGCUAUGGCUGCCCAUUAAAGAUAUAACGACAACGGUGUCCAAGUCUUCGCCUAGUAAUAACAAUAACAAUUUGACAAAUUCGCCAAAAGGUGUGGUCGAACUGGCGCUGGAAGUGCGUGAUCUUAGCGCCAAUGAAACUGACAGAGAAGCGACAGAGGAUUCUUUGCCAUCGUCGGGGGCUUCGGUGUCAGUAAAUACUCCUGCUACUUCUCCUGCCCCCGCUGCUAUUGCCACUCCUGUUUCGCCACCCACCACAAGUGUCAACAAUUGGCAACGUAUGACCGCCGAGGUGAAAAGAAAAAUGGGCAUCAGCAAUGUUGGCGGCGGUUCUGGCUAUGGCAAUGGUGAGGGAAAACUCGUCUUACGUGUGACCACGGCACGCAUGCGCUGCUCGAACAAGGUCAAGGAUGAGCUGGAGGCCACAGCAAGUGCGGGUGUCUAUGUAAAGACGACAGCCUUCGAGCAUGGCAUAUACAUAGAUGCCUGGAAAUCGCCCAUAUUCUUUCCAUCACUAUCCACAAAAUGGGAUGUCGGUGGCGAUAGUCAUGAUGCGGCCACAAUAAAUAUACCGCUGCAAAGUCUCAGUCAAUUGGAGAAUAUUGUCAUACGCAUCACAUUGGCCACCAAGAAGAUGGGCAAGAAACUUGUCUUGGGCACCGUGUUGGUUGGUGGUCCUCAAGCCCAAGAUACGGGCUCUGUGCAGAUGCGUUUAAUACGCGAAGUGCCGCUAGGUGAACGUGUGGCCACCUGGCAUUCGUACCAUUAGCAAUUGGGUUUUCCCGCCCGCCUCUUCUACAUUUACAUACAUACAUAUAUAUUUUUUGCCAAGAAUGUGUUUUUUUUUUUGUCGUUUAUAGCCUGAAAAUUUUGAGUCAACUAUUUUAUAUACAUAUACCUAUAUACCAUAUACUUAUAUAUGUAUUUAUAUUUUUUUAUAUAUGCAUUUAGUUUGUAGGUAUGGUAGGUAGUUAGGUAGGUAGUUAUACUUUCCUUACUUAACAAUUAAAUUUUAUGCGCCAAAGUA